CCAAACAGGUGUUCCCUAAGGGUGGAGACUACUCUGCACGAGAGAGACUAGAAGCUAAGGGCUUGCGCCCUCCUGGAGCCAUGGGCAGCAGUUGUCGCAUCGAAUGCAUAUUCUUCAGCGAGUUCCACCCCACGCUGGGACCCAAGAUCACCUAUCAGGUCCCUGAGGACUUCAUCUCUCGGGAGCUGUUUGACACGGUCCAGGUGUACAUCAUCACCAAGCCAGAGCUGCAGAACAAGCUCAUAACUGUCACAGCCAUGGAAAAGAAGCUGAUAGGCUGCCCCGUUUGCAUCGAGCACAAGAAGUACAGCCGCAACGCACUGCUCUUCAACCUGGGCUUUGUGUGUGACGCUCAGGCCAAGACUUGUGCCCUCGAGCCCAUUGUCAAAAAACUGGCUGGCUACCUGACCACACUGGAGCUAGAGAGCAGCUUUGUGUCUACGGAGGAGAGCAAGCAGAAGCUGGUGCCCAUCAUGACCAUUUUGCUGGAGGAAUUAAAUGCCUCAGGCCGGUGUACUUUACCCAUUGAUGAGUCCAACACCAUCCACUUGAAGAUGAUUGAGCAGCGACCAGACCCUCCUGUGGCUCAGGAAUAUGAUGUUCCUGUCUUUACCAAAGACAAGGAGGAUUUCCUCAAUUCACAGUGGGAUCUCACCACACAACAGAUCCUCCCCUACAUUGACGGUUUCCGCCAUGUCCAGAAGAUCUCAGCUGAGGCAGAUGUGGAGCUCAACCUGGUUCGCAUUGCCAUCCAGAACCUGCUGUACUAUGGAGUUGUGACACUGGUGUCCAUCUUCCAGUACUCCAACGUAUACUGCCCAACACCCAAAGUCCAGGACCUGGUAGAUGACAAGUCCCUGCAGGAGGCCUGUCUGUCAUAUGUGACCAAGCAAGGGCACAAGAGAGCCAGUCUCCGGGAUGUGUUCCAGCUGUACUGCAGCCUGAGCCCAGGCACUACUGUUCGAGACCUCAUCGGCCGCCACCCCCAGCAGCUACAGCGUGUUGAUGAGCGGAAGCUGAUCCAGUUUGGGCUUAUGAAGAACCUUAUCCGGCGGCUACAAAAGUAUCCAGUGCGAGUGUCUCGGGAGGAGCGAAGCUACCCUGCCCAGCUGUACACAGGCUGCCACAGCUAUGAUGAGAUCUGCUGCAAGACAGGCAUGAGCUACCAUGAGCUGGAUGAGCGACUAGAAAAUGACCCAAACAUUAUCAUCUGCUGGAAGUGAAGCCUAUGAGGGCCUGGAUAGAAUCUGGCUGUGGCCACUCCCUCC
Elephantulus edwardii (Cape elephant shrew) is the source of this 1268-nucleotide messenger RNA. It is a transcript of the gene NPRL2, whose product is annotated as nitrogen permease regulator-like 2 (S. cerevisiae). Bases 81 to 1223 code for a protein of 380 amino acids. Gene Ontology annotation, molecular function: GTPase activator activity. The record is from RefSeq and is a predicted model, not a curated record. The transcript is spliced from 11 exons. Gene Ontology annotation, cellular component: vacuolar membrane; GATOR1 complex. Lineage: Eukaryota; Metazoa; Chordata; Mammalia; Macroscelidea; Macroscelididae. Gene Ontology annotation, biological process: negative regulation of TORC1 signaling; positive regulation of autophagy; cellular response to amino acid starvation.